Messenger RNA from Diaporthe citri, 837 nucleotides. RefSeq lists its product as uncharacterized. The transcript has 5 exons. Lineage: Eukaryota; Fungi; Ascomycota; Sordariomycetes; Diaporthales; Diaporthaceae. Bases 1 to 837 code for a protein of 278 amino acids. Gene Ontology annotation, cellular component: membrane. The record is from RefSeq and is a predicted model, not a curated record. Gene Ontology annotation, molecular function: transmembrane transporter activity.
AUGCACAACAGGCAACCGGUUACACCGAAACUACUGUGGCAGAAUCUGAAAGACUUCGAUCUCUGGCCCCUACACAUUCUGGGUCUGGCUUUCCAAAUUCCCAUGACGCCCCAGACACAAUACUUGACAUUGACUCUCAAGGGGCUUGGUUUCGACACGUUCCAAACCAAUUUGCUGACCAUCCCGUACUAUGCUGGGCACAUCGUCUCGAUGCUCAUUUUGACAUACCUGGGUGAAAUAUGGAACGAGCUUACUUUCACGGCUAUGAUCGGCCAGAUUUGGGCGCUUCCACCGCUCGUCUGCCUUGUAGUCCUCAACUUGGCGACUAUCAACAGAUGGGCUGUGUACGCAGUACUGGUUCUGUUGCUCAUCUAUCCCAACGCACAUCCAAUUCAGGUUGGAUGGAACUCUCGGAACUCCAAUGCCGUUCGAUCCAGAACCGUAUCUGCUGCAUGCUACAAUAUGUUUGUCCGGGCUGGUGGAAUAAUCAGUAGUAAUAUUUACCGUGCAGACGACAAACCGUUGUAUAAGCGAGGCAACAGGCAACUCUUGGCCGUGUGCUGUAUGAAUAUUGUUUUGUAUUUCCUGACCAAGGCGUACUACGUUUUCCGGAACAAACAAAGAGACAGGAAAUGGAAUGCUUUGACAGAAGACGAACGGCUGGAUUACCUUGAAAACACCACGGACGAAGACUUUCAGGCAGUCGAGGCAAAUUACACUGGCGAAGUCUCUGGCGCAGAGCCAAGAGCAGAUGAGACCUGGAUGGCGGGGAGAGUGCAGGGAUUUGGACCCUCACCAGAGAUAAGCGAGCUUAUCAAUAAGCGACCUUAUCGAUAA